This is a messenger RNA of Coregonus clupeaformis (lake whitefish), 902 nucleotides long. RefSeq names its product electron transfer flavoprotein regulatory factor 1-like. The transcript is spliced from 3 exons. Bases 315 to 566 code for a protein of 83 amino acids. Gene Ontology annotation, cellular component: mitochondrion. The record is from RefSeq and is a predicted model, not a curated record. Lineage: Eukaryota; Metazoa; Chordata; Actinopteri; Salmoniformes; Salmonidae. Gene Ontology annotation, biological process: respiratory electron transport chain.
GAUGGUUGACGUAAUGCUCCCAUGUAGCCAGUUUUCAGCAUGGUAGACAGCUUUCAACUCUGCACUGCGAGGAUUUAUCGAUAAGGGAGCCUAGCUAUAAUGUAAUGAAAGCUAAAUUAUAUCGUGUGAAUAAAUCGAUUAAUCACAAAGCUAAUGAAUGUUUUUAUAACCGAGGGUGUUUAGCCAAUUACUAUUAUUAGCUAGCUAAUCAUUCGGUUUCCCAGAGUUUUGCUACCUAGCCGCAGACUUUGUACUGUUACCUAACCUACCAGCUAAGUGAACCAAGUAAAGCUGAUACAGUCUCAGGCAGUGACAUGGCCAACCCUCUGAGGAGAGAGGUUAGACAGCUGUACAAGAAUCUACUGUUUUUGGGACGGGAAUACCCCAAAGGAGCAGACUACUUCAGGGAACGUCUGAAGAGUGCCUUUAUGAAGAACAAAGAUGUCACAGACCCUAAGGAGAUCAAGACGCUAGUCGACCGUGGGGAGUUUGUGAUAAAGGAACUGGAGGCCCUGUACUAUCUAAGGAAGUACAGAGCCAUGAAGAAGCGUUACUAUGAAGAAUAAUUGUCCGCCAUGCUGAAUAUAGGCAGACCAAUAGACUGAUAGCCUAGAUAUUUGGCAGCUGAAUCUUCAGUAUGCAAGUUUUAGUUUAGUCGUCCAUGAAGAAGAGUGUUAUUAGCAACACAAACGUCCUUAGACACAAAUGUUAGCUAUAUAUUACAGACAAAAGUGUUAUGAGCUACACUUGCCACUCUUACACACCUCGAGUUGUGGAAUCAAGUCCACCAAAUGCCUACAGUUCUCUCAUGUGUACAUAAUUGUAAAUAAUACAUGAUAGAAUGUAUUGAUAACUUGUACAAUGUAAUUUAAUUAUAUAAGUAUAAAUAUGAGACACAGCUA